Aspergillus ochraceoroseus IBT 24754 is the source of this 628-nucleotide messenger RNA. Its product is annotated as nucleoside triphosphates FAP7. The coding region runs from base 76 to 609 and encodes 177 amino acids. Gene Ontology annotation, cellular component: cytoplasm; nucleus. Gene Ontology annotation, molecular function: AMP kinase activity; ATP hydrolysis activity; ATP binding. NCBI's taxonomy places the organism in Eukaryota, Fungi, Ascomycota, Eurotiomycetes, Eurotiales, Aspergillaceae. The record is from RefSeq and is a predicted model, not a curated record. The transcript is spliced from 3 exons.
AUCAAAUUUUAUGGGAGGUUGUUUUAUAUUUUGGUCCAUAAUAUCCCUCUCUCUCUCCGAAAAAAAAGGCCCAUCAUGCGCGCUUCUCCAAAUAUCAUUGUCACAGGAACCCCCGGCGUGGGGAAAACAGUACAUUGCGAGCAGCUUGCGCAGGAAACAGGGCUGCGGCAUCUAUCCAUCAACCAGAUUGCCAAAGAACGAAAUUGUAACGAAAGCUACGACGAAGAAUUACAAACCUGGGUUGUCGAUGAAGACAAGCUUUUAGAUGCCAUUGAAGAUGAAGUGACUCGGGGUGGUUAUUUGAUUGAUUGGCAUGCUUGUGAUCUGUUUCCGAAAUCCUGGAUUGACCUCGUCGUUGUCUUGCGCUGCACAUCUACGGCGAUUCACUAUGACCGUUUGAAAUCAAGGGGAUAUGGUGAAACGAAGCUGCAAGAGAAUUUAGAUUCCGAGAUAUUUGGUGUUCUUCUCGAGGAGGCCCAGGAGGCUUUUGAUGAAGAUAUUGUGAUUGAGCUAAAUAGUGAAGAGGACGGCGAUGUAGAAACCAAUUGUGGAAGGAUUUCAGCCUGGAUAGAUGCCUGGAAGAGGGACCAUGCGAAUGAUACGGCUUGAUGCCGUACCCUUAGCUACC